GUGGUCACCGUGAGAUCGGUUCGCCGUCGGUUUCCUGCUGCAGUGAGAAGAAGCGGCGGCGUCGAGACAGACUGAAGACUGAGCAGCACCUCCUCCAAUAACUACACCGUACAAUGAAACUGUUAGCGGCACCUCCGUCUCUCGACACCUACUUUGUGACGGUUAUUCUGCUGGUGAUGGGCCUCUCUACUCCUGGACAAGCAGAAAUCACCAGUCUGGACACAAACAACAUUGAUGACGUCCUAAAUAAUGCUGGGGUGGCAUUAGUGAAUUUUUACGCAGACUGGUGUAGAUUCAGUCAGAUGCUCCAUCCGAUUUUUGAGGAGGCAUCUAACAUAGUGAGGGAGGAGUUUCCUGACACCAAGCAGGUGGUGUUCGCUCGCGUCGACUGCGACCAGCAUUCGGACAUAGCACAGCGCUACCGCAUCACCAAGUACCCGACGCUGAAGUUGUUCCGCAACGGCAUGAUGAUGAAGAGGGAGUACAGGGGUCAGAGGUCGGUGGUGGCCAUCGCUGACUUCAUCCGCCAGCAGAAGGUCGACCCAGUAAAAGAAUUGCACUCAAUGGAGGAGGUUAAUGCUGUGGAUAGGAGCAAGAGGAACAUCAUAGGCUACUUUGAAAAAAAGGACUCCGAUAACUACCACACGUAUGAAAAAGUCGCCAACAUCCUUCGAGAUGACUGCACGUUCUUGGCUGCCUUUGGCGCUGUAUCCGAGUCUGAGCGCUUCAGCGGAGACAACGUGAUCUACAAACCUCUGGGCGAGAACGUUCCCGACAUGGUCUACCUCGGAUCCCUCACCAACUUUGACCUGACGUACGCUUGGGCCCAGGACAAGUGUGUGCCUCUGGUCAGGGAGAUCACCUUUGAAAACGGAGAGGAGCUGACUGAAGAAGGAAUCCCUUUCCUCAUUUUGUUCCACAUUAAAGAAGACACAGACAGCUUAGAGAAGUUCCAACAGGAAGUAGCUCGCCAGCUCAUCAGCGAGAAAGGGUCUAUAAACUUCCUCCAUGCAGACUGCGAUAAGUUCCGCCAUCCUCUCCUCCACAUCCAGAAAACUCCAGCUGACUGUCCCGUCAUUGCCAUAGACUCAUUCAGACACAUGUAUGUCUUUCCUGACUUCAAAGACCUCGAUACCCCCGGCAAACUGAGGCAGUUUGUUUUGGACCUUCACUCCGGUAAGCUUCACCGAGAGUUCCACCACGGCCCCGACCCCACGGACAGCACGCCUGGACAGGAGGAGACGGGCGGAGAGGUGGCCAGCAGUCCCCCGGAGAGCUCGUUCAAAAAGCUCGGGCCCAGCGAGACCCGCUACACCAUCCUCACCCGGGACCGCGACGAGCUGUGACCUUAACGGCCUUCCAGUGAUCCUGUGACUCAAUGCCACGCCCCCGGGGUCAGGGAGGGGGUUAGGGUUGGGACAGGCCGGCGGGACAGAACAGCAAAACACCCAACACCCUUACUGAAGAACGAGACGAAGCGCAAGAAAGGGGAAAACGAAGAGGAGCGAAGACGAACAGGAGGAGGAGCGCGGUCCAUGACACACCAUGUUGGAAUAACCUAUAUUUUCAUAACUCUUUCACGUACAAUUUUUAUUUUGAAUUAAAAAAGGAAGGGGGAUAAAGAAGAAAAAAAAAAGUGUGUGGGCAGAGGGUCAGGGGCAUUAGGACAUGAAGAGUUUUUACUUUUGUUUUCCGGAGGUUGUAAAUAUGUUUGUGCUGCGUUGGAGUCUCAAUGUCGGUCUAAAUUAAAUGCAGAGUUUUCUUUAUUUUAUUCCUUUUCUUUUUCCAUCACCCUGCUAUUUUGUAGAAAGAGGAAAAAAAAAAUCAACAGUUCCCUCACUCCGGUUGUACGGUUCUUAUCUGUGGGUAGUUGAGCCUGUCUGAUAGGAGACGCUCGUUUAGUCUCACUGACCUCAUGGCUGCAUCUCAAUACGACCAACUCUAGUUUAAUUCAGUUUGUAUAGCACAAGUUCUAUCGGUAUGCCUGUUUUGAAGUAGCUUUAUCUCCAUAUCUUCUCCGCACACACAGAAGGAACUGAGAAAAAUACUCUAAUUUCAAAUAAGACAAGAUAAAGAGACUGAGCUACUCCAGCCCGUUGAGAUGCGUCCCUUCUCUCCCUGGUACGGUCGGUACCACGGUUAUAGAUUAACAUGUCUUACAGUGCUUAGAAAAAAAUGUUCCUGGGAUCUUUUCAUGUUUUACUUUUUUCACAAUAUUGUGCCACAGUGGAUGCAAUGAAAUUUUUGUCACCAGUCAACAGAAAGUAAUCAAAAUGAAGUUGCUUUAUGGCUUUUGUACUGCAUUAAUACCCCCCAAAAAAUCCCCACUUUUGAUGAAGCCUGGUGGUGGCAGCAGCAUCAUGCCAUGUGGAGGCUUCUCUGCAGAGGCACCGGGCGUCUAGUGACAAUAUGAGAGUGACAAAUACAUGCAGCAAAUCAAACAGAGUCAGAUGAAAGGAGGAAAGGCAUGAAAUCAUGAAAAAAUACUAGAAUUUGCUUGGGAUUGUGCUUUCCAAAACUGACAAACCUGUUCAUUUAAGCUUAAAGCUGAACUUGGGGGCAGAAAAGUGUAUUUAACCCUCUUGUUUUCCUCAUUUACAGGCAGCAAAAAAUAUUGUUUCCUGUUCUGAAAAAAAAUCCCAAAAAUUCAGCAAAAAAAUUCCCCAAAUUUCUGAAAAUUCCAAUAAUUCCUGAAGUUUUAUUUUUAAAAAAUCUUACAAAUUUGGCAAGAAAAGUUUUGUAAAUAUUUUUUACGAAUGAGUAAAAAUUUUCCAAAAAAAAUCCUGAAAUUAUAUAAAGUUUUUACAUAUAUAUCAGUAAAAUUUCUGUUUUCUUUAAGAACAUUCACAAAAAAAAAAAACUAAAUCCAGUGAAUUUUGCUGGAUUUUGGUAGAUUUUUUUUGUGAAUGUUCUUAAACACUUAACAUUCCUUUUUUUUUCCACCCCAUCAAAAAAUGUUCAAAGUUUUCCCAAAAAUGUGGACAUUAGAAAUGUCACUGUGAAAAUUAUUUUUUUUCCCACAUUCUCAAACUUUUAAACAGGUCAAUUUGGUCCCACAGGACGACACGAGGGUUAAGCACAUGAAUUCUGCAUUUGAUCCUUAUGUCAGUUGUAGCCCCUCUUGAGCCUAUAAACAAUAAGUGGAUAUAGCUCAUGGAUGCAAUCAGGAAUCUUCUACAUUUUCUACCCAAAUCAAUCCAAACAAUUUGACUCCUAUUCUGUUGAUAAGUGUCUAAAAAGUCUGAUUAAAUCCACCAUAUGUAAUAUGGUAAAAUAAACAGAGGGGCUGGGUACUUUAAUGGGCGCUGUAUUUGCCCGUAACAACCCCCGAGUUGUGCUCCUGGGAAUCAAAAAAAAAAAAAGGUGUAUUUUACCACGAAUUUCUGAAAUGGCUGUUGUUUUUGCUGUUACCUGUUGUUAAAUGUGUCAUCACGCUGGGGGAAGAAGAAAAGACGGACUGUCCCCGUGUUUUACAAAAGGCCGAGAGACGAGAGAGGGGGAAAACCCAAGCGGCGAACGGCGGAAAUUUAGUCUGCCACUUUAUACGAGUCCUUGUCUCCUUUAUAUGUCUUCAAGGUUUUGGUACAAGUCUAGAUCCCUGAGAACCCUACAAGUGGACUACGAGUUUGGGGACCCAUCUCUAAGUUUGUACUGUGCGUCCUGCCCUUCCAUAGAGGCCAACAGAUACCUGCAUAGUGACAUAUCAGCCCACAUACAGAGCUCCGGGAGGGGUGGGGGGGAGUGAUGCCAUUUCUAAAUCAGUCAUCUCAGAGGGGGAGAAGAGUUGGAACAAGUAAAUUAAAAACCAUUUUACAGGA
Acanthochromis polyacanthus (spiny chromis) is the source of this 3818-nucleotide messenger RNA. RefSeq names its product endoplasmic reticulum protein 44 (gene erp44). Lineage: Eukaryota; Metazoa; Chordata; Actinopteri; Pomacentridae. The transcript has 11 exons. The record is from RefSeq and is a predicted model, not a curated record. Bases 114 to 1346 code for a protein of 410 amino acids.